AUGUCGCCGGCUGUUCCCCAGACGGUUAGACUGGGCGAGACUGGGCGAGACUGGGCAGGCGCGAUCAGCGCAAAGACUCCAACACAGGGAAGGAGACAGAGAGACGACAUCCAUAAACGGCAAGCAUCAGCCAAAUGCCCCCAAAAUCAAGCGGGUCGUCCGACAACUUCCUUCUCCCUGGCAGAUGUCUUGGAACAGACGAGGAAAGAGGGUGUGCGAGGCUACUUCCUUGACCAGAGAGCCAGAGUACUCCCAAGAGGCUCUGUCUCCUGCUUCCUGUUUCUCCAGGAAGGUGUGGCUGGCCGACAGUUUAUUACGGAACAUGUGGUCGCUGGCACCCCCCAGUCGUAUCCCACGCCGCCCGAAUCAUGA
This is a messenger RNA of Sporothrix schenckii 1099-18, 372 nucleotides long. RefSeq lists its product as uncharacterized. The record is from RefSeq and is a predicted model, not a curated record. NCBI's taxonomy places the organism in Eukaryota, Fungi, Ascomycota, Sordariomycetes, Ophiostomatales, Ophiostomataceae. Bases 1 to 372 code for a protein of 123 amino acids. The transcript has a single exon.